Messenger RNA from Camelina sativa (false flax), 645 nucleotides. The record is from RefSeq and is a predicted model, not a curated record. Lineage: Eukaryota; Viridiplantae; Streptophyta; Magnoliopsida; Brassicales; Brassicaceae.
AUGCAGACAAGACAUGGCCACAAGCAAAACGAAUACUAUGCUCUUGGAUCUUACCAAGACAGCAAAGCGGGUGAUAAGAGCUACAAAAUCUUGUGCUAUUGGGGUUAUAUGAUCGACAAAGGGUUUGAAAUCUAUGAAUUUAACUCUAAUUCAUGGAGAGUUCUUGAUGCCACUCCUGAUUGCAACUUAGAAUGUAUUGAUAACGGCAAGUUCUUGAAGGGAAAGGAGAGAUUUGGACGUCUGCCUCUUCCCUCUCAGUGUACUGAAGCUGAUUAUCUAGUUGUGGCUUUAUCGGUUUUUAGGCAAGAGAAAGUUUCCGUGUUAGUACAUCCCAUAAAUACAUCAUCAAGGACAGAGAUAUGGGUGACAAAUGAUAUCGAUGAGACGGAAAAGGUGUCGUGGAGCAUGCUCGUAGCAGUGGAUUUGAAUCUAGUUACUGAUUGUUUUCGUUGCGUAAGCGUCAGCUUCUUGGUCGGUGAGGACAAGAAAGUCCUCGUGUGUAUUGAUAAUGGAACCGACGGCAAUAACAUGGUUUUCAUUGUUGGACUGGACAAUCAAGUGAGACAAGUGAAUUUAGGACUCGCUUCAAAUUGGCCAUUUUUGUUUAGUUACGUUCCAAGUUUAACUCAAAUCCACCCUGAAUGA